AGAGUAUCAAACAAACUCCAAAAAACAAAAAGAAAAUAACACGAAGGAAAGAGAACGAAAGAAUCUCUCUCUCUCAUUCAAUUCCCGGGAUUUAGGGCUUCGAAAUCCAUGGCGUCUCGAAGGCGGAUGCUUCUAAAGGUCAUAAUCCUCGGAGACAGCGGGGUCGGAAAGACGUCUUUGAUGAAUCAAUAUGUGAAUCGGAAGUUUAGUAAUCAGUACAAAGCAACGAUCGGAGCAGAUUUCUUGACAAAAGAAGUGCAAUUUGAAGAUAGGCUAUUCACACUGCAGAUAUGGGAUACAGCUGGUCAGGAAAGGUUUCAGAGUCUUGGUGUGGCUUUCUACCGUGGUGCAGACUGCUGCGUUCUUGUCUAUGAUGUUAACGUCAUGAAAUCAUUUGAUAACCUCAACAAUUGGCGGGAAGAGUUUCUAAUUCAGGCUAGCCCAUCUGACCCUGAAAACUUCCCAUUUGUGGUGUUGGGAAACAAGACAGACAUUGAUGGUGGCAAUAGCAGAGUGGUCUCUGAGAAGAAGGCACGUGCAUGGUGUGCCUCCAAGGGGAACAUCCCCUACUUUGAGACUUCUGCAAAGGAGGGUUUCAAUGUGGAAGCUGCAUUUGAGUGUAUAGCAAAGAAUGCUCUAAAGAACGAACCUGAAGAAGAAGUAUACCUUCCGGACACCAUCGAUGUGGCAGGCGGAGGACAGCAGCAGAGAUCAUCUGGUUGUGAAUGUUAGGUGAAUGUGUUGUUUUGUGAUGGAAAAGGGUACCCCAUCCACGUGGUAAUAAUUCAGGGAUGGUUUAUUAUGAUUCUGUGUACAAAUAUUGAGUCUCAAAAAGUUUGGCAUCUUUGCUUUCUUACU
Molecule: messenger RNA, 858 nt
Organism: Magnolia sinica
Lineage: Eukaryota; Viridiplantae; Streptophyta; Magnoliopsida; Magnoliales; Magnoliaceae
Product: ras-related protein Rab7-like
Exons: 7
Coding region: 109-732 (207 amino acids)
Cellular component (GO): vacuolar membrane
Molecular function (GO): GTPase activity; GTP binding
Source: RefSeq, a predicted model, not a curated record